AUGAUGAUUAAUCUUCAAAGCUACGACAAGCAUUAUGACGAUCUACUCCUACGACAAGUUUUACGACGAUUUACUUUGGUAAGACCCCCAACAAUGAAAAAAAUACUGCUGCAUGUAGAUGAAGACUAUUAUGUUACCAGAAGCCUGGAGAAUACGAAUUUACUUGAAUGUUGUUGAAGUCGCGGAUUGAAGUUAAUUUAAAUUCACGAGCUGAUGGAAAAGCAAAAUCUAGCAACAGGUUGUUCACAUAAUUCUGUGCCCCUUCAACCCAGAAACUUGCUUGGACAGGAGCACAGAACUUUUUGAACAACCUAAUGAUCAGGAACAAGGGAGCACAUUCAUGAAGAAGAUGCACGAGGUUACGGGGACCGAAAGGCGACGCGACGACACAGCUAAGUACACGAAUGUCAAUUGA
Bursaphelenchus okinawaensis is the source of this 415-nucleotide messenger RNA. NCBI's taxonomy places the organism in Eukaryota, Metazoa, Nematoda, Chromadorea, Rhabditida, Aphelenchoididae. The record is from the annotation of a GenBank genome assembly.